Nilaparvata lugens (brown planthopper) is the source of this 4357-nucleotide messenger RNA. RefSeq names its product origin recognition complex subunit 1 (gene Orc1). Gene Ontology annotation, biological process: DNA replication initiation; mitotic DNA replication checkpoint signaling. Gene Ontology annotation, molecular function: ATP binding; DNA replication origin binding; ATP hydrolysis activity. Gene Ontology annotation, cellular component: nuclear origin of replication recognition complex. The record is from RefSeq and is a predicted model, not a curated record. Lineage: Eukaryota; Metazoa; Arthropoda; Insecta; Hemiptera; Delphacidae. The transcript has 12 exons. The coding region runs from base 320 to 3892 and encodes 1190 amino acids.
GACGUCUAUACACUCUACUGUUGAACUGUUGCAAGUUCCACAAGAGCACAAGACUACGUUUCAACGUUUCAACUUUAAUUUUCCAGUUUAAAUCUACAAGUUAACAUUAUUUACUUGGAGAUUUUUCAUUGCUUCUAAUAUAUUUAUUGUGAAUUUGUGUAAAUAAUUGCUCUAUCUUCUUCAACCAUUCAAAUAGAAACUAAAAAUUCGAAUAUAAUGUUUGAAUUUGAAUAGAUAUGACAUUGACCUAUCAUCGUCUUCUUGGGAAGAAAGUACUGUUUUCAUGAUUCACCUUUAAAGAGAAUAUAAAUCAUCCGAAAUGAGUGUUCAUAGUCCAUCAAAACUGAAAAAAGUCAUGAGUGGGAAGAAAUUGACAACUAAAACUAAAGAAGUCAUAGAACUGGAAGCUAUUUUGGCUGACCUCCAAGAUAGUCCUCUAAAGCUCAGCUCUCCUGUUAAAUAUUCACCAAGCCAUGUCAGAUCUAGUCCAAGGACAAAAUCCGCUCAAAAGAUCACUUCUCCUGUUGCAUUCAAACGCAAUCUUGAGAAAGACUAUCCGUCACCUGGUAAAGGAGUGAAAAGAAUAGACUUCCAAUCUCCAUCCAAAAAAGUGCCUUCAUUCGGAGUCGGGUCUCCUCAUGGAAAUAGUAUAGUGUCACCUCGUAAACUUAGCAAAGAGAUAGGUGUGUCUAACCAUGGUGACUUACAAAACAUAACCAGUCCUGCGAUUGUGAAAUUGGAAGCAAUAGACAGUAACCGCGGAAAUCUCACUCCUACCAAAACUAUUACUCUUUCCAAUGGCAAACAUGUGAAUGGAGUUCAUGCAUCAUCAUCUCAUAAACUUUCUGUUACAAAACGAAAUUCAAAUCUAGAAAAUAAGUCGCUUGCUAGUCAAAAAAGUGGAAGUAGGGACGACUUACUUGAAACUGGUCUUAUAAAAAUGCCAAAGAGCCUUAAGGAAUUGAAUUUAAGUAAGCUUGAUUCACUCCCAUCUCUCAAUAUUGGUUUGAAAAGUGACGCUAAAGAUUUUAAAAUCAAAACACCAACAACAGUUAAACCCGAUUGUAAUGAAAAACUAGACGAAAAUGACAUUGCAGCUAUGUUGGAAGAUAGUGACGAUGAUAAAGAAGACAAUGAAUAUCCUGGUGUAAAAGGCGCAAGUAAAAAUAGUAAGAACGAAAUUUGUAACAAACCCAUUUCAUCGCCCGCUAGUGAUAUUCAACGAGUGGUGGGCUCAAGCAGAAGAAAAACAAAUUGGAAACUUGAAAAGUAUCGAAUGGGCUACGACGAUGAAGACAUUAUCUUCAUAAAAGACUAUGGUGGAACACCAGAUAAAUCAGCUAGUUCACCUUCAACAAAAAAGAUGAAUAGUCCUAAGCCAGCAUCUUCUUCCAAACAGCAAAAACAAACAGGUAAUCAAAAUAGAUCGAGAAAGAAUGGAGAGUCAGAUGGUGAUGACCUCAAAAUUGUAAAAGAACCUAAAUCCCAUAGUAAAACGUAUUUGUCAUCAAAAAAGAAAGGAGUAAGUACUUCAAAAAAAGACAGUGAAACAAAGAAGAAAGACGCUCCAGCUCCUACUGAUUCAUCUAAGAAGAGUAAGGCUCGUCGAAGUCUAUUACAGGAAGCUACCUACUCCAUUGAGGAUAGCUGUCAGUCACCUCUCAAAUUGAAAUUGAAACGGAAAGCUUCAACAGUCACCUCUUCUUAUUGCAAUGAUUCUGAAGAUGAUGAUGAACCUCGUAGAUUGAAAUUGAAACGGAAGGCUGCAACAGCUGUCUCUUCCUAUUGCAAUAAUUCUGAUGAUGAUGAACCUCGUAAAUUGAAAGUGAAACGGAAGGCCGCAACAGUCGUCUCUUCCUAUUGCAAUGAAUCUAAGGAUGAUGAAUCUGAUGAUGAUGAAUCGUUGCGUACGAAACUGCGAAAAACAGUGGCAUCCGCUUCUAAAACAAAUGAUAAAACUCCUUCAAAAUCGAUUGACUCCAAGAAAGACAAUAGUACACCCACAAAAGAAGAUAUAAAAACGAAAUCUUUGAAAAGAAAAUCUUGCAGAUCAACUGUAACUGGUGAAGAUGAUGGUAGUGAUGAAGAACCUUUUAUAAUGAAAUCUAAACGAGCGAAAACUGAUUUGAUUUCUGAAACAGAACCAAGAGAAAAGUCACUGAGGUCAAGAGAGAGUAUUAAACUUCCAAAAUGGCGGUUGAUGGAUGCCAUGAAUGGUAUUUGCAGGUUAAAGUCUCCUACACGAAGCCCCAGUGCUAGUGUGCAACCACCCAACUCCGAUUUCAAUACUCCUAAAAAGCCGACAACAUUUCAAUGCCAUUCCCCGAGGUUCGACCAGCUAGUUUCAUCUGUUCAGAAAAAGUUCGGCAAAGGUGAAGGAUCCCCUGCUAAUGGGACAGAGGAAAUUGGAAAAGAACAAGACACUAAUCAGAAAACACCCAACAAGAAUGGACUGUCGAAAUCAGUUCUAUCACCUAGAAAAUGUACUCCACCUACAGUUGUGCCAUUCGAAUUGAAUACUAGACCAAGUAGAGCAAAGAUCUUAGAAAGUGACAAGAUUGACAAUGACUCGACCAAGAAACGUUCAAAUAAAGAAAACCUGCUGAGACCUUCAACGGAGCAAUCUGUAACUAACGAUUCUACGAGAUCAACAUCGAAGAAAAGUUUGCAGCGCAACGUAAACUUGCCUUUGAAGGUGACCGCAGUUAAAUCUGAACAAAUACCUUCUGAAGGAGUCAAGAGUCCGAAAAAUGCAACAGAAGUUGUUGGAAGCAGUUUGGACGAUGCUAGAAUUCAGUUGAUGGUAUCUGCAGUUCCGAAGUCGCUGCCAUGUAGGGAUAAGGAGUUCAACAAUAUUUAUUCGUUUCUGGGCAGGAAAAUUGAGGACUUUGCAGGAGGUUGCAUGUACAUAAGUGGAGUGCCGGGCACCGGCAAAACAGCAACUGUUCAUGCAGUCGUACGAAAACUACAAGAAGAUGUAGAAAACGGUGAUCUAUCUGCAUUUGAUUUUGUUGAAAUCAACAGCCUGAGGCUCACAGAACCCAGACAGGCAUACACUCGCAUCUUGCAAAGUCUGACUGGAACCAAACUGCCUUCAGAGCAAGCUCUGCGCAUGCUUGACAAUAAGUUCUCUGGCAGAGGAAGGAAAUCAACUGUGCUACUCGUGGACGAACUGGACUACUUGUGCAAUCGCAGACAGGAUGUUAUCUACAGCAUUUUGGAAUGGCCUAUGAGGCAAGGGUCCGGAGUUGUUGUAUUGACAAUUGCCAAUACAAUGGACUUGCCAGAACGAACUCUGAAAGGAAAGGUCACCAGUCGAAUGGGUCUGACAAGAUUGACGUUCCAGCCGUACACACAUCACCAACUGCAGGAGAUUGUCAUGAACAGGCUGAUUGGAAAUGACAGCUUUCAUCCCGAUGCUGUCCAACUUGUGGCAAGGAAAGUAGCAGCGGUUUCAGGAGAUGCGAGACGAGCUCUCGACAUUUGUAGGAGAGCCACCGAGCUUGUCAGUCCGGCCAAAGGAGACAAUGCAGCCUCCAAGACUGUCACCAUUCAGCACGUCGAGAAGGCUGUCAGCCAGAUAUCAUCAGGACGAAGGAUCCUGGCUAUCAAGGCGUGCAGUACAAUGGCACAGUUGGCUCUGCGAGCUCUGAGAGAUGAAACCCUGCGCACCGGCAUUGACGAGUCUAACGUUGCUCACAUGUACAAACAUCUUCUCAAUAUUUGCGCGCUCGAAGGUGUGGAAAAACCAACUUUUGGAGAAAUCCAACGAAUCUGUACGAAUCUUGAGAGCCUGGGUCUUAUAAUAGCUGAAAAAGGCAGACCUGAUCUGAUGAGGAAACUUUCUUUGAAUGUCAGCUCCGAUGAUAUUCAUUACGCUCUUAACUGCUAAAUCCACCAACGCCGUAAUGUGAUCUCAAUUACCCUGAGCUGAUCCACUAGUUUCUAAAACUUCUGGAAACUGCUGUAAUUAGUGAUAAUCCCAAUUUGCUCUACAACUUCCCUAAUAAUUUGCAUGUUAUUACUCUUUGGACAUGCAAAAUCGCACAUCACAUCGCGAUAUUCCGAAAUUCACUUGAUAAUCUUCCAUCCAAAAUCAGUGGACUCUAAUACUAAUAAUUCAGUAUUGAAUAUGCCACUAUAAUGUAGUAAUAUCUUUCAUAUUUGAAAAAACAUAUUUUCACAACAGAGCAAAAUUUGAGUGUAAAGUUCCUAACAAACACUUGUAUAUCUGGUGUAGCGGUCAAAACAAUGACUUUCGAACUUAGUUGCUGCUUUGUAUUAUAAAUUAAUAAUGUAUAAAAUAUUAAGAUAUUUUAACGAAUAAAACUAUUUUUCAAUUCUUUAUUUUUCGAAU